Molecule: messenger RNA, 1885 nt
Organism: Pungitius pungitius (ninespine stickleback)
Lineage: Eukaryota; Metazoa; Chordata; Actinopteri; Perciformes; Gasterosteidae
Gene: chia.1
Product: chitinase, acidic.1
Exons: 12
Coding region: 87-1448 (453 amino acids)
Biological process (GO): carbohydrate metabolic process
Cellular component (GO): extracellular region
Molecular function (GO): chitin binding
Source: RefSeq, a predicted model, not a curated record
AUAAAUUUGACCCAACGCCACCGAGCUGUGGACUCUGCUUCGCUUCCUCUUGAAGAAAGAAAUCCGGUGGAUCUUCAGAGAGCACGAUGGUGAAACUCCUCACAGCUGUGGGCGUUCUGCUCGUCCUGCACAUGGCCACGUCCAAUAAACUGGUGUGCCACAUGACCAACUGGGCCCAGUACAGGCCCAGCAGUGCCAAGUUCACUCCGGACAACAUCGACCCCUUCCUGUGCACACACGUCAUCUACGCUCUGGCCAGCAUCAACAGCUUCAACCAGAUCAGCUCCAUCGAGUGGAACGACGAGGAGCAGUACAGCAGGCUCAACAACCUCAAGAGUGUUAAUCCUGCUCUGAAGACUCUUCUGACGGUCGGAGGAACAAUCAAUGGCUUGAGCCCAUUCAUCGCCAUGGUCGCCAAGCCCGAGGGACGCGCCACCUUCAUCAAGUCGGCCAUCAGCUUCCUCCGCACCCACAAGUUUGAUGGGCUGAACCUGGCCUGGGAAUAUCCCGGACAGAAUGGCAGCCCAGCGUCGGACAAGGAGAGGUUCACUCUGCUGGUCGCGGAACUCGCAAAGGCCUUUCAGGACGAAGCCAGGGAGGAAAAGAAGACUCCGCUGCUGUUGUCGGCCAAUGUGGCUUCUUUGCUUCCCACCAUCGACAGAGCCUACGAAGUCAAUAAGAUCGCACUUUCCCUGGACUUCAUCAACGUCAUGACCUAUGACUACCAUGGACACUGGGAGAAAGCUACUGGACAAAACAGCCCACUUUACCGCAGCUCCAUCGACUCCGGCUCACACAUUCAUCGCAACAUUAACUCUUCCAUCUCCCACUGGAUCGCUCUGGGAGCGCCAGCCGAGAAGCUGCUCUUGGGUUUCCCCACCUACGGCCGCACCUACCGCCUCACCGGCAGUGCAAGCGGCCUGGGGGCCCCAUCUAACGGCCCCGCAGAUGCCGGACCCUAUACUCGCACUGAAGGCAUGUGGGCCUUCUAUGAGAUAUGUGACUUCACCUCCGGUGCCAUAAAUGGAUGGAACUCUGAACAGGAGGUUCCUUACGCCACCUUUGGAAGUUCCUGGGUGGGCUAUGAUGACGAGCGCAGCUUUUCUGCAAAGGUUUCGUGGAUGAGUGCCAACAACCUGGGAGGGGCUCAUGUGUGGACUCUGGACAUGGAUGACUUUGGUGGAUACUUCUGCUCAACUGGACCUUAUCCUCUCGUCAGCCAUCUUAGGAUGUCAAUGGGCUUUCCCCCAAAGCCUACAACUACCAAACCCCCCCCGACCACCAGGGACCCCAUUAAAGACUUCUGCCUGGGCCGCCCCGAUGGUCUGUACGAAAACACGGCUAACAAGAGCACCUACUUCCAGUGUUUCCGAGGAAACACUUACCUGCACCACUGCCAGACCGGCCUCAUCUACUGGGACUCCUGCAAGUGCUGCGACUGGCCCUGAGCAACAGACUGAGCGACACGCACACACCAAAGGCACGCAUGUCCAACGCACUGAAUGACGACAGAGAAGACAGUGGCUAUUUAUGUCAUGACUGUAUAGCUCACCGCUUUCUUCAACAAAUUAAACAAAAUCUACUGAUCCGAUGAAUGAUAUGAAUGAUUUCAAAUGAAGUUCACAUUCAAAUGUUAUGCUGCUACCUACAUUAAUCCUUAAGGAUCCUUAAACAUUUGAUUACUCCGGUUUAAAGGAAAGUUACUCAUCCGUGAUUAGUAUCCAUUCCUCAAUUACACACGCAACUGUAUUAAAUUCAGUUGGAUUAUCAAUAAAAUGUCUACUGGGAUAAAAACAAUGAAUAAAAUAUUGAGGAAUCAAAAGGCAAUCAUAUGUGGAAGUAUUUUACACAUAAAUAUGUAAUAAUAAAGUAUACCACAAAUAUA